UCUCUCUGCAGUGACUUCUCCUGUGUGUAACUAUGAUGAGCCCAGAUUUAGAGCACAACUUCUCUUGCACCAACUUAUAUGACCAUCGUCCAGUGGCCAGAGUUCUCAUACCUCUGGCUUAUUCCAUCAUAUGUCCAGUGGGACUUUUAGCCAAUGCCCUGGCUCUUCAUGUGAUCUUCUCCAACAUCACCAAACUUAAUUCCAUCACGCUUUAUUCCGCCAACCUGGCUGUGUCCGAUAUCCUGUUCUGCCUGUCGCUUCCCCUCCGAGCUGUUUACUACGGCCUUGGCUUCCACUGGCCCCUGGGGGAAGGACUAUGUAAAGCCAUAACACUGCUCUUCUAUUUGAACUGCUAUGCUGGAGUAAACUUCAUGACCUGUCUGGCAGUCGAUCGUUUUGUGGCACUGGUGUUUCCUCAGAGUCUGGUGAAAUUGAGAAAGGUGAAAAAUGUGCGACUAGUGUGUCUGGCCAUUUGGCUGCUGGUGUUUGCCCAGACGUUGCCUCUCCUGACCAUUAACUUGACCAAAACGGAGCAUGACAACAGCAUCACCUGUAUGGAAUACCCCAAUUUUGAGGGUCUUUUCAAAGGGCUGCCCUACAUGCUGAUCGUGGGGGUAGUUUUAGGCUUUGGAGUCCCACUGGUGACAAUCAUCGCCUGCUACUCCAUACUGACCCGUAAACUACAUCUAGUAGCACAGUCGAACCGACUGACAGAACGUUCUGGAAGGACCAAAAAAGCAAGAGGAGUGAUCGCAGGAGUGGUAUUUGUGUUUGUGGUGUGUUUCAGCCCAUACCAUAUAGACCUUUUGCAAUACAUGAUCCGAAAACUUUUCUAUGCUCCAGACUGCACGGAGCUACAGUCCUUUCAGAUAUCCCUGCAUAUUACAGUGUGUCUUAUGAACUUAAAUUCAUGCCUGGAUCCUUUUGUUUACUUUUUUGCAUGCAAAGGCUACAAGCAGAAGCUGAUGAGAAUGAUGAAG
Molecule: messenger RNA, 980 nt
Organism: Sinocyclocheilus grahami
Lineage: Eukaryota; Metazoa; Chordata; Actinopteri; Cypriniformes; Cyprinidae
Product: G-protein coupled receptor 183-B
Exons: 1
Biological process (GO): G protein-coupled receptor signaling pathway
Cellular component (GO): membrane
Molecular function (GO): oxysterol binding; G protein-coupled receptor activity
Source: RefSeq, a predicted model, not a curated record